CGAUCAGUCACUGCUGCUUCGUUCCUUCGCGCUUCUCUACCCUUAUACAACCAGGUCUAGAUAUGCUUCUCUAGACCUAUCGAAUAUCUGUCCCGCUCGCCUGUCUAUACAAGCGGGCCUGUCUUUCUCUCGCUUCUUUUGUUGGGGUCUCAAUCGCUCGUACCAGUUCCUGAUCGUCCCUGUCGCUGCGUUUUACUGCUGACUGCUGUGGCUGUGGCGGUCUUGCAUCUCCUCAUUUCUCCGUUAACUCUCAGCGCCGAAGAGGUGCCUUCUUUUGAUCUCUAUCCGUCUCUUCUUGUUUUUCUUUUUCAGCCGUCUAUCUCCGCUCUCUUUUCUCACUUUACUCUUCCACCCGAGAUUCGUGAACAAACUUCGGGUUCGCUUUGAGUUUGUCUUUCAGGAUCAACUCCCUCCUCCCUUGAUACACCAGACCGCCGCCUUCACAAUGUCCUGGAAGCUUACUAAAAAGCUCAAGGAGACGCACCUUGCUCCUUUAACACAAACAUUUACACGUUCCUCCUCCACAUCUACUAUCAAGGGUGAUUCUGGCGAGGAAGCACAGGCCCCUGCACAGACUCCGACUAUUUCCUCGAGCGCCUCCUCCAAUGGAAUUGCUGCCUCGGAAGCACUCGUUUCUCCUCCCGUGGCGCCCGUAAAGCCCGGGAUUUUGAUAGUCACCCUACACGAAGGCCGCAGCUUUGCUCUUCCGCAGCAUUAUCAACAAGUUUUCAGUUCACACAUUCAGAAUGGCUAUUCGAUGCGCCCUAGUUCUUCAUCUUCUCACUCGACGCAUUCGCAGUCCAGUUCGUUUGUGCCGAGCAACCGUCCUCAAUCCACAAGUUCGGGCAUCAACGCGGCUCCCACUAUUCACGGUCGGUACUCAACCAAGUACCUUCCGUACGCCCUUCUUGAUUUUGAUAAGAAUCAAGUCUUCGUCGAUGCGGUCUCAGGGACGCCAGAAAACCCACUUUGGGCAGGCGACAACACCGCAUUCAAGUUUGAUGUGUCUCGAAAGACUGAUCUGAAUGUUCAAUUAUAUCUCCGCAACCCUGCUGCUCGGCCAGGUGCCGGCCGGAACGACGAUAUCUUUUUGGGUGCCGUCAAGGUUCACCCUCGAUUCGAGGAGGAAAUUCAGCCUUACAUUGACGACCCAAAGCUGAGCAAAAAGGACAACCAGAAGGCCGCUGCCGCUCACGCCGAACAGGAACGCGCACUUGGGCAAGUUGGUGCCGAAUGGCAUGACCUCCAAUUCGGUUCUGGUUCACUCAAAAUUAGCGUGUCUUUUGUUGAGAGCAAGCACCGUAGCCUAAAAUUGGAGGACUUUGAUUUGCUCAAAGUGGUUGGCAAGGGCAGCUUCGGAAAGGUCAUGCAGGUUAUGAAAAAGGACACGGGCCGUAUCUAUGCUCUCAAGACCAUUCGUAAAGCACACAUCAUUUCACGGUCGGAAGUCACGCACACUCUCGCAGAAAGAUCCGUACUUGCGCAGAUUAACAAUCCUUUCAUCGUGCCUCUCAAGUUCUCCUUCCAGUCACCUGAGAAGUUGUACUUUGUUUUGGCCUUUGUGAAUGGUGGAGAGCUGUUCCAUCACCUUCAACGAGAACAGCGAUUCGACGUUAACCGUGCUCGUUUUUAUACUGCCGAGCUGCUCUGCGCUCUCGAGUGCUUGCAUGGCUUCAAGGUCAUCUACCGCGACCUGAAACCCGAGAACAUCCUUCUUGACUAUACUGGACAUAUCGCUUUGUGCGACUUCGGACUGUGCAAACUCGACAUGAAAGAUGAGGAUCGGACAAACACAUUCUGCGGUACUCCGGAGUACCUUGCACCAGAGCUCCUCCUCGGUCAAGGUUACACCAAGACUGUCGACUGGUGGACUCUGGGCGUACUUCUCUAUGAGAUGUUGACGGGCCUCCCACCGUUUUAUGAUGAAAACACAAAUGAUAUGUACCGAAAGAUCCUUCAAGAACCUUUGACCUUCCCAAGCAGUGACAUCGUGCCUCCAGCUGCACGAGACUUACUUACUCGACUUCUUGACCGUGAUCCUAACCGCCGACUGGGUGCCAAUGGUGCCGCGGAGAUCAAAUCUCACCACUUCUUUGCCAACAUCGAUUGGCGUAAGUUGCUCCAGAGGAAGUAUGAGCCGAGCUUCAGGCCCAAUGUGGCUGAUGCCCGCGACACUAAAAAUUUCGAUGCCGAGUUUACAUCCGAGGCUCCAAAGGAUUCAUAUGUGGAUGGGCCCAUGUUAUCUUCGACUCAACAACAGCAAUUCGAGGGGUGGUCUUACAACCGUCCCGUUGCUGGUCUCGGCGAUGCAGGCGGCAGUGUCAAGGAUCCAUCAUUCGCCAGUAUCCCUGAGGAUUCUCGAUUCUAA
Molecule: messenger RNA, 2368 nt
Organism: Aspergillus nidulans FGSC A4
Lineage: Eukaryota; Fungi; Ascomycota; Eurotiomycetes; Eurotiales; Aspergillaceae
Product: serine/threonine protein kinase pkcB
Exons: 6
Coding region: 446-2368 (640 amino acids)
Biological process (GO): regulation of carbohydrate utilization; positive regulation of transcription by RNA polymerase II; negative regulation of TORC2 signaling
Cellular component (GO): chromatin; cytoplasm; nucleolar chromatin
Molecular function (GO): protein serine kinase activity; nucleotide binding; protein serine/threonine kinase activity
Source: RefSeq, a predicted model, not a curated record